Molecule: messenger RNA, 5842 nt
Organism: Darwinula stevensoni
Lineage: Eukaryota; Metazoa; Arthropoda; Ostracoda; Podocopida; Darwinulidae
Source: the annotation of a GenBank genome assembly
UGAGUGCUGUGUUCCCUUCUAAAUAAAUGCCUUUUUAUUCUAUUUUUUGGAGUGUGAUUUUCUGCAGUUGCUAGAUGAAAGUCCAAGAUGUGCAAUGAGUGUGUGAAGGAGGAGAGUCCAGAUCGUGGAAGAAUAUGCUUGGAGAUUGGAAGCUAUCUCCUGAACUUUCGUGCUUGUGCAAACUGUGAACAUAAAGGAGAACUUGUUAUAGUUGACAGAGAAGUCAUUCAAGAAGGAGACACUGAAGUGAUUGUCUAUGAUCAUCAGUGUGGGGAAUGUGGACAUGUGGUUGCAAAACAUCAUUACACCUUCAACGUAAUGGAGGAAUACCAGGAGUAUGAAAUGGAAUGUGUGUUGUGUGGUAUUGCAGAGGACUCCAUCAGUAUCACUCCUAUUGAUCCUCGAACUGAUGAACAUGGAACAAAAGUCCAGAAGGCUGCUGUCAAGGCUGGUCUUCCCUUGAACCAGUUUUCAGAUAUUGCUUAUGGCAAGUUCCUCAAGAUGUUUCAGUUGUUUGACAUAGGAUACACUGAACUAGUUAGGACUAGCAAUUCAUGCCACCAUAAUGCUGUUGCCCACUUUUGGAUGACCCUCAUGUCUUCAGGGCUGAUUCGCAAGGGCACCUAUACUGGAUGGUAUUCUGAAAUAGAUGAAUGCUUUGUGCCUGAGAGUCAGAUUGAUCAUAAAAAGGAUCUAGCUGGGAACAUUCAGACUGUAUCAAAAGAAUAUGGAAACCCAGUAGUGUGGUGUGAAGAAGAAAACUACAUCUUCAAUCUUUCACAUUUUCAUGAACCCCUAAAAAAAUGGCUUUCCACUGUGGAAAUUUACCCCCAGCAGUUCCAUGACCAAGUUGCAGAUAUGCUAGAGGGACCAUUGGGUGAUUUGUCCAUUUCCCGUCCUACUGAACGCUUGAUGUGGGCUAUCCCAGUACCAGGAGAUCCAUCACAGACUAUCUAUGUGUGGCUUGAUGCUCUUGUCAAUUAUCUGACUGCCUCUGGCUAUCCUGAACCUUUAGGAUGGUGGCCUCCCAUUCAUAUAAUUGGAAAAGACAUCCUGAAAUUCCAUGCCAUCUAUUGGCCAGCAUUUCUCCUGGCUGCAGGUAUUCAACCUCCCAAGACUAUCAUCUGCCACUCUCAUUGGCUUGUGGAUGAUAGAAAAAUGUCAAAAUCUUAUGGAAAUGUUGUAAAACCAGGGGAGUUAUUGGAUAAAUUUACUUCAGAUGGUUGGAGAUAUUUUCUCUUACGGGAAGGAGUGCUUUCAUCAGACAGCAAUUACAAUGCAGAAAAAUUGGCCAGGAUGCUGAAUGCCGAACUGGCUGAUAACUUGGGAAAUCUUUUGCGGCGUUGCACAUCUCACCUGAUUAACCCUGCUCAAAUAUUCCCAUACUUUGAUGUUAAGAAUGUGAAGGGAAUAGGAGAAAUCGGAGAAAGUCUCAUACAAAGAACACUGGAGCUCCCAGAAGCUGUAAUCAGUCAUUAUCAAAGCUUCCACUUUUACAAGGGACUUGACUGUAUCCAGACAGUGUUAAGACACUGUAAUCAGUUCUUUCAGGCCUCCCGCCCAUGGGACCUGGCCAAAGAGAAUCAAGACCUCCAUCUUUAUCAAGUCCUAUAUAUCACUAUGGAGGUGCUUCGAGUUUGUGGAAUUCUUCUUAUUCCUGUGGUGCCAAACAUUGCCCUGGCCUUACUGAGGAAAUUAGGAGGACAGGGAAAAUACAGCAUUUCACAAGUGCAGCCUUUCUUCCGGGAACCAUCUCAUCAAAAAGCUGUGGAUAUAUCUAUGGGAGAGCUCAUUGCCAAAGGCAGCCAUGUAGUUCUGCAGAGGGAGGACUACUUUCAAGUGUACAAGAUUUCAGACAGGCUUAUAUCUCUGGGAAGAGAAAAGGUACAACUGAAUUGUGUAGUUGGACACCCAUAUGGUACAACAUUCAAGCUUGUUCGGCCCGAAGGAGAUACUAAGUGCUUUAUGCUGGAACCAACCUCUUCAGCAGAAUUUUCCUUCUCCCCAUCAUUGAAAAAAAACAGUAAUGAGCAAGACAAUCGACACAUUUUGGACCGUUCAGACAGUCAACGACUCACAAGAGAAGAAAUUGAGAAGUUGAAAAGUCAAGGUGUUCUGGGAUCAGAGAUGGUUAACAUACUGGUGGAAAAUAGUGAGUCUUUUGCAAGAAAGACAGAGUUUUCCCAAGAGAAGUACAUGAAAAAGAAAGGGAAAAAGUACCAUGGGUUUGUCACUCUUCAUCGUCCAACUAUCCGUCUUUUGGCCAAUGUCUACUACUCUCAUGACCCUCUCAAAAUUCUGGUUGUGCCAAUGCACUGGCAACCACCUGUAUUGGCCACCUGUUUGGCACCCACCAGUUCUGAUCAGUCUGCCAUCAGUAGGAAUUUUCGUGUGGACACUCUUGCCCAAUGCAUGUCCUUGGGUAAUGUCCAGUCUGGAGGUACAUAUAUGCUCUAUGAGACUGGAACAAAUGGUCUCCUAUUGGCUGCUAUUCUUCAUGCCCUUGGAGGUUCUGGUCAUGUCAUCCAGCUUCACCAAGGAGACAUCCAGAGGGAGGCAGUGAAGGCAAUGGAUCUCAAUGAAAAAGACCUACAGUGCCUCCAUCAGGUCCAUUUCAAGUCUCUUCGAAGGAUAGAGGAUGAUGCAAGCCCCAUGGAUGAUGAAGCAGAAUCUGCUGACGCUGAGGUAGCAUUUGCCAAGAAGAGAGCUGAGGAAAAUCUCAUCAAGACAUUUUUGAAAGCAGGUGUGGAUGGAUUGUUCCUGGUCACACGCCAUCAACCAUGUCCUAUCCUCAUUUCUCUUUUGCAUUACCUGAAGCCCUCUCGCCCUUUUGUUAUCUUCUCUCAGUAUGAAGAGGUCAGUUUACCAUGGCAGGAACUGUAUUCCAUCUGUUGUCUGAGAAGGCAGCCUGAAAGACUGAUGGUGGAGGAAUUCAUUUCUGGCCAGUACUGCAUAGUCCCAAGCAAAAAGAACUUACGGUUUGACCCCUCUUUCUCUCCCUUCCCUUGCCAACUCUAUCUCCAUUUUCUUCGGAGGAUGGCAGGGAAGCGAGUGCAUUCAUCCUCUUCCUCCUCUGACUCUGACAAUGAGCAUUCUUCCAAACAAAUAUGCCAGCAAGAUGAGGGAAGUUCAGAUGUGGAUAUCAUUUAUGAAAAAAUAGGAAACUCUUCAGAUGGAUCGAGAGAAUCAGAGAGCCACCCACAAUCAAGAAAAACAGUGGCAUCCUGGCUCAAAGAAUCUUUGGCCAAGCUCAAAGAAAAGGGAGAGGAUAGAGAUGAAAUAGUAAUCAUGGGUGAAGUGGGACAGGGCCUCUCCCCUAAAGAUGCCAAUAUGAAUGCAUUUGGCCAGACGUCUGGAUCUGAGAGUCUUCACUUGCCUGAAUCUACCUCAAAUACUCCACCACCCAUGCCUCUCAUGGGGGUUGACCUAAGUGCUCACAUUCAAAAGCACUCAGAAUCUCCAAGUACUGAUGUUCAGAAUAGUGAAGCUGCCUUUGAUAAGAUAGCAAAGGUUCAUGGAUCUGCAGUUGCCAAGGAAGUCUUGGAACUGAGGAGGAUGCGAGAGUGGGAGUACACCAACUUUGGAAAGCAAAUAAUCUCCAAUCAGAGCCUGAAUGAAGUACCCCAGGUAUUCACUGUGAUGUCAUACAAUGUGCUUGCACAGGAUCUCCUCUCGGAUCAUAUGCAUUUGUACAAUUCUUGCCCUGAAUCUUGUCUUCCUUGGGAGUUUCGAUGGAAGCGAAUAGUGGAGGACAUCCAAUACCAUUGCCCUGAUAUCAUGUGCUUCCAAGAAGUUCAAGGAAACCAUUACACUCAAGAAUUCCUCCCUACACUGAAAGCACUUGGAUAUGCUGGAAUGUACAAGCAAAGGACCCAUAACAAAGUAGAUGGUUGUGCUAUUUUCUACCUUGAAUCCAAAUUCAAGCUUGUCAACUCAGCAGGUGUGGAGUUCUACCAACCAGAUGUGUAUGCUCUCAACAAAGAUAACGUUGGCCUUAUUGUCUUAUUGAGGUUGAAGAAUUCAGGAUCCAAAUUGAGCACGCCAUUUGCCGUUGCAACCACACACCUCUUGUACAAUCCCUACCGACAUGAUAUCAAGUUGGCCCAGCUCCAGGUUCUGUUUGCAGAAUUAGAUCGAUUGACCUUUCGUGGGAUGGAUGGGAAACGGCCCUCUUUCUUCCCCAUCAUACUCACUGGAGAUAUGAAUUUUCAGCCAUCCAGUCCUUUAUUCAAGUUCAUCACUGAGGGAGAGCUUCAGUUUGAAGGAUGUUCAGCCCAAUCCCUCCUGCCUAGCACAGGUGGUCGCGUGCUCAGUGCUGAGCUCCUCCCACAGAGCCUUGGUAUCACUGAUCAGUGCCAGUACAUUCACAUUGUGAACCAAAGGACUCCCACAAAGCACAUUAUGCAUGAUGUUCCUCAUUUCAAGGCAGGGAAAUUUCCCAUGCCUCAGUAUGGGCCUCCUCCUGGACUAAAUGGUGGGAUGUCUGUGACAUCAGCCAUGAAACCUCAUGUGCCAUCUGCUUCAAGCCUUAGAGAUUCUGAUCCGGCCAUUGUGUAUCAUUCACCACCCAUUCAACCAAGGUUCUUCAGCACUGGGGCACUUCAGCAUGCCCUGGAUCUCACCUCUACUUACAAAUUGUACUUGAAUCGUCUGCCUCGGAGGCCUCCAGCCGUUACUACUUCCCAUGGACGUUGGGUCAUGGUUGACUACAUCUUUUACAGCACACCUUUCGAUCGAAGGUCUGGGAGGAGAAAGGAGGGGAAGCUGCGACUUGUUGGAACAUAUGGACUCCUUUCAGCCUCAGAGUGCCAGAAUCUGGGUACCAUGCCAAAUUUUGCCUCCCCAUCUGAUCACUAUCUACUCUUGACACAGUUCUUCCUUCAUUCCUAGAGGCUAGUCCAGGCAUUUCUUGGAGUUGAUGACAACUAAUGUGCUGCUAGUCAAGGAAUUUGUGUCUUUUUGUAGUUGAUAUUUUCUGUUAGUGUCCCUUUUUAUGUUGGCAUUCUUUAAUCCCCUAAUUCUUCUUUUCAUCUUGAAUACAAUUAUUCCUUUCCCUGUGCAAGUCAUCAAGUUCAUCAUAUAACUUAGGACAUUUGUUAUUUUUUCUCUCAUAAUGGUGAAACAUACUUGCAAACAUAUGUACACUGUUUAAUUCUGUAGGGAUAUGACAUCUCUGACCAUUGUAGGCAAGACUUUCUCUUCUCCUUUCCUCCUGUAGUCUUCAAUGGAAACAUCUCUAUGAGAAGGGUUGGAAAUUUUCCAGUUUAUUUUUUUCUUAUUGAUCGAUACAAGUCUACUUUUAUUUUAUUAAUGUGUUACCAUGAAGUAGCCCAACAGGAGUUUUGUUUCAUGGUGGGUGUGAUUUGAAUAAAGGUUCAAUUCCAGCCAAGGAACUUCAUUUUCAUCCUCUUUCUAUUGCUGACUGAUGUUUCCUUUUUAAAAAAAAUAUAUAUAUCUAAAGAAACACACUCGAAGCAGAUCUGCUUUACUCAAGGAAAUUGAGUUGCAUCCACUAAGAUGCUUAACUCCUCCUGGUUGGCAGAAUGUAGAUAUAAUAAACAAUAGAGAAAUAGUGCAUGCAUUUGUGAUUUUCUUUUUGGUUGCAACUCAGUUUGGCCUGUCGAAGAAAGUGCAUUCCUGAAGGCUGCAAUGGUACAAUGAGGUGACUAAGGAUUAGUGAAAUAGGAAUAGAAAAUAGUGGUGCUAUGUGGUGGCCUAAUUACCUGAUUAGUAACACAACUUGCUUUGAAACGACAUACCGUUUUCUCAUUUUAUGCAUCUUUGUCAAUAAAAGUGCCUUGACAAACAAAGGAACGGUGAAAAGAAAGUAUGAGGUGGCUGC